AGGAAACGACGCCGUCUCGGAUCUUCCCCGGCAUGAGUCGCGUGACUUUGCCCUGACGAAACAAAACACCUUCCUCGAAUUCUAUCCAGAAAUGUCAGCCUGUGAAAAAAUAAUAAAAAAGAAAGCUUUAAAAUAAGGCAAAUUAUUUCGCACAGGAAACAGAGCUCUCAUCUAUACUCACACAACACACAAGCCCAUACCAGAGCAUAAAUUAUUUUUCAAAUUUUUAUUAAAUUCCCCACUGAUUAUUUAAUAUUUUUCAAAAUUUUAAUUGUUAUUGCGUCGUCUUCAAGAUUACGUGAACCGCCGUUUCAAGCCAAACCCACAUUAGUCUCUGUCUGGUACUCAAUAGAACAUAGUGUUUUCACUCCAAAGCUUCCGUGCACUCUUCCUCCAUGGCUUCUCUGACCCCAAUUUCACACUCACGCUCCUGUUUCACCAAACCCCACCUCCAAAUACCGCCUCCUAUAGCAAACCCUGGUUCCGGUUUCUCGCUCACGAAAAGUGGCCGACUUGGGUUUCGUCGUAGAGUGAAUAAGAUGCCUCUGAAGAUGGCGGCGGUUGUGUCCGCGACGACGGCGGAGACGCCCAGGAAGCGGUACCCUGGGGAGUCGAAGGGGUUCGUGGAGGAGAUGAGGUUUGUGGCGAUGAAGUUGCACACCAAAGAUCAGGCGAAGGAGGGGGAGAAGGAGGUCAAGGAGCCGGAGGAGCGGCCCGUGGCCAAGUGGGCGCCCACUAUUGAUGGGUAUUUGAGGUUCCUUGUCGACAGCAAGUUGGUCUACGACACGCUCGAAGGGAUCGUCCAGGAGGCGGCUUUUCCUUCAUAUGCCGAGUUCAGAAACACAGGAUUAGAAAGGUCUGAAAAAUUGGCUAAAGAUUUGGAGUGGUUCAAGGAGCAAGGCCAUACCAUUCCUGAACCUUCUUCUCCUGGUGUGAACUAUGCAGAAUACUUGAAGGAAUUAUCAGAGAAGGAUCCUCAAGCAUUUCUUUGCCACUUCUACAAUGUAUAUUUUGCCCACACUGCUGGUGGUCGCAUGAUUGGGAAAAAGGUAGCAGAAAAGAUACUCAACAAGAAGGAGUUGGAAUUCUACAAAUGGGACAGUGACCUUUCCAAACUGUUGCAGAAUGUGAGGGAGAAGUUGAAUAAAGUCGCUGAGGGCUGGACUAGAGAGGAGAAGAAUCAUUGUUUGGAAGAAACCGAAAAAUCAUUCAAGCACUCUGGAGAGAUUCUCCGUCUAAUAUUGUCAUGAUACUCUGGAAAAAUCAGUCAAGUACUCUGGGGAGAAGGACCAUUGUGCAGGCAAUGAUGCAACCCUAGAAGAUUUCUGUAUAUAUUCAAAAUGUUGUAUUUUUCUUUCUAAUUUUAAUUGUCUGUGAAGACUUGAACUCA
Messenger RNA from Corylus avellana, 1390 nucleotides. RefSeq names its product Plant heme oxygenase (decyclizing) family protein (gene TED4). Lineage: Eukaryota; Viridiplantae; Streptophyta; Magnoliopsida; Fagales; Betulaceae. Gene Ontology annotation, biological process: heme oxidation; phytochromobilin biosynthetic process. The record is from RefSeq and is a predicted model, not a curated record. Gene Ontology annotation, molecular function: heme oxygenase (decyclizing) activity.